UUCAUCAGGGGAUUAAAUGCAAAGCCUUCACGCUCUUCACACCAGCAGCUCACCCACUGACCGACUGGCGAUCUGGAAGGCUCUGGAUAUUUCUGUGAAAAGCCGCACUGAAUAUAAAGGCUUGGACAAACUGAUUUUUGUCAAUUGGAACGUUUUAGGAUUAGUCUGAAUCGGGAAACAAAAAAAGACAAGAUUCAAGUCAGCUAGAAGUUUUACCAGAACGUUUCUGAGAGAAGCAAAGAAUUUUUCAUGAUUUCUCAUUUUGAGUGUGACUGGAAGUGCCACCAUACUCUAAGAAUUAGCGCAACACAUUCUGCAAGGUCUUUUUUUUAGCAGCAAGGAAAAACAAGACAAAACAAUUACUGAGUUGUGGCAAACGUUCUUUUUGGUAUCCCGUCACCAUGAGCAGCUGUGGGACCACCGCAGUUUCCCCACAGGAACCGCAGGCUUUCAAACGGGCCGUGCGGAAGAUAAAGUGCGCUGCUAUGGUGGCCAACUUGGCCAAGAGCUGGCAGGGCUGGGCCAACGAACAGCAGGAAAAACAGGACAACAUCCCCAGUGGCUGGAUGCCUUCAUCUGUUGAAGAGGAACACAAAAAAGAGCGCAACCAUGUGGUCAAACUUACCGUCACCCCGCGUGUAAUCGUGGCUGAUGCCGGUGACAAAAACGCGAGUAAAAUUCGGGCCUGUUCUGUGACUAAGACCGUCCAGCCAAAACGCAGCGAGUGCAGCAGCAUCGACUUGGUCAACGCCAUCCGAGACAAAAUGGAGUCUGGUCCAGAGGAGAGCAAGCGGUUCCUGGGCAAUGAAUCGCCAACACGGCGGCGCCAGAUAAGGGCACUACAAAGUGGAGGAGGAGGGGGUGUCAUCCAAGACAGGAAGCUGAUGCUCCAGGAGAAGAAGCUGGGGUCCAGGAGCAGCAGUGUUGACACAGAGGACAGCGGGCUGGGGGAGGAGGCCGGGCUCAGUGACAACGGCGAACCAAAAUCUGAGCAGGGUGACAUCCAGCCCAAGAAACCGACCGACAGGUCAAAGAUUAAGAUUGUCACUACGAACGACAUCAAAAACCGGUGGCAGCAGUGGUCUGAGCAGCACAUUGAAGGCCAGAAGCUCAAUCCCUUCAGCGAGGAGUUUGACUACGAUUAUGCCAUGGCCCAGCGUCUCCGCAAGGGCGAGUCCGGCUACGGUCGACCCAAAGAGGGCUCCAAGACGGCGGAGAGGGGCGACAGGGCCCAGAAACACAUCCACAGGGAGAUGGAGGAGAUGGUGUGGAUCAUCAAAGAAAUGGGCUUUCAGGACAAACAGGGAAGGACCAUUGUUACCUUCGGCCGACUCUUUGACCGCUACGUGAAGAUCUCAGAUAAGGUGGUGGGCAUCCUGCUGCGCUGCCGCAAACACAAGAUGCUGGACUUUGAAGGAGAGAUGCUGUGGAAAGGACAGGACGAUCACGUCAUCAUCACACUGAUGGACUGAGGACAGAAGUGACGCCUUAUGAACCUCCUUACAGAUGAAAAACAUGCCAUGCAUCAGCUCGUCCACAGCAACACAAUGCUGUCUGUGCUAACAACACUGCUACUCCAAGAAUGAUGGAGGAACAUCUGGAAGAGGCAGAAAAACGAUACACAGUGCUGGACAGAUUUAUCAGUAGACACACUGAUGAAAUCAAACCAGACCCAUUUCUGGUUGGACUUACAUGAAUUAUUUAAAGGCAUGUGAGUGUCCACGUGGAGGCUCUCACAGCACACUCAUUAGUUCUCCUCAUAUACCUGACAGGUCAUCCUGUGAAGGGAAAGCUAUCUUUAGCAUGCUAACCAUGCUCGCCUUGCUAACUAUGCUACAUACUGGAAGGCUUGAGAAUCCGCCUCAAUGCCAGUCAUGCUAGACAGCUUUACUCAGCCUGUGGCGGAAGAAACUUCAGUUUCAUUUCAUCUCGUAAUUCACAGGAAGACCUGACCGAGUCUCAGUUUUGGCUUCUAAGCAUUGACAGGGCGCCAUGACUUUUUGGUGUUUUGGAUAGAUUUAAUGGUAACAGGACUAAAAGACAAGAAUCAGACAGUGAUGUGACCAACUUUUCUCUCUCUUUUGAUUGUUUCUUUGUGAAGAAUAUGAAAGAAACGAAGAAUAAAAGCUCACUUAUCAUCUGAGUUUUACUAUAGUUACUGUAGGUUUGUUCUGUGUGGGAUUUAAAUGUACAUUUACCAAAUUAAAAAACAUUGAUAUUGGAAGAGAAAAACCCACAUGUGCACAAUUUGAAUUAAAAGCAGAUGAACUAUUACACAGGGUUUUGGUUCUUAACAAAAAGCAGUACCAUUUAUGUUUUCUGGACCACACUAACCAUCUGUGAACUGUGAACUGCUGAGUCCUUUUAAGACGUUCAAAAUAGAAAUGCUUGUGUGAUCACAUACUCCAAAAUGUACUUAAAUGAUGCAGAAUUUUAGGUGCAACUGUGCUUAAAUAUUUCCAAUUCAUGCAUUGCUUCUACUGCAUUAGAUUUCAAAAGGAAAUAUUUAUUUUACUGUAUUUAUUUGACAGUUACUUUCAUUUUACAUAAAAGAUUAAUACAAAGAUGCUGCAUUACUGUGGCUUAAAGGCCAAGUAUACAGACAAACACGUUUUCAGGUAUGUGACUGCUCAGACUUUUUUGAGUUUGGAAGUCUAGAGCUGCUCACAGCAGCUGUGCUGGGAUUUACGUGACCUACAACUCAACCAAACUAACUCUGAAACAGGCUGGUCUGUGCAAUGUGUGCCUUUUGCUUUGCUGGUAAUACUUGAGUACUUAUACACAAGUUGAUAUUUAAUACAGGUCUUUUAUUUUGGAAUUGUGGUACUUGUGAUGUGUACUUCCUCCACCACUGACAUGCUGUCUGUAAAGCAACUCGCAAAUUAUGUAAAACUUGAGUUUAGUAAUAGAAAUCUUAGCUGUUAAUUUGUAUUUUUAAAUGUGUAACAGGUGACAGGUUUGACAGUGAUGAUUGUAUAGUGAAAUGUAUUUCACCUCUUUGUAACAUUUUGGACAUUCAUUGUUGAAAUAAUAAAUAAAAAAAUAAUGUAAAUUAAACUUA
Scatophagus argus is the source of this 3061-nucleotide messenger RNA. It is a transcript of the gene abraa, whose product is annotated as actin binding Rho activating protein a. The coding region runs from base 402 to 1472 and encodes 356 amino acids. Gene Ontology annotation, molecular function: actin binding. Gene Ontology annotation, biological process: positive regulation of Rho protein signal transduction; positive regulation of transcription by RNA polymerase II. NCBI's taxonomy places the organism in Eukaryota, Metazoa, Chordata, Actinopteri, Scatophagidae. The record is from RefSeq and is a predicted model, not a curated record. The transcript is spliced from 2 exons. Gene Ontology annotation, cellular component: sarcomere.